Messenger RNA from Procambarus clarkii (red swamp crayfish), 1266 nucleotides. It is a transcript of the gene Sbat, whose product is annotated as LSMD1 domain-containing protein Sbat. The record is from RefSeq and is a predicted model, not a curated record. Gene Ontology annotation, molecular function: RNA binding. Gene Ontology annotation, cellular component: NatC complex. NCBI's taxonomy places the organism in Eukaryota, Metazoa, Arthropoda, Malacostraca, Decapoda, Cambaridae.
GGUGUUCGUGAGCGUGUGUUGAGGGCGGCGUUCUUACAAGCCCGGAUUAUGGCCAUCACAUCACUCUAUUUCAUUUAAUAACUAUAUGCCUCUUAAAGGGUAGCCAGUGUGGCCUAGUGUCCCUGCAGACGACUGUCACCCCCCUGGCAGGCUGGCACCAGGUGGCACUCUAUGGCACCACCUGACCUCUACCACUUCCCGCACCUCCUCCUACACCAGGCUGCUCACUGGUAUACCUGUGUCACCCACAAGGUCGGCCGUAGAGCCCAAUAGGCUCAGGAACCUGUACACCUGUUGAUUGACGGUUGAGAGGCGGGGCCAAAGAGCCAGAGCUCAACCCCCGCAAGCACAAAUAGGAAUGAGUUUGUGGUAAAAUAGUUGAAUUUCAAGCAAAGCAAAAUUCUAAGCAAAAGUUGAAUUCCAAGACAAUGAAGACUGGUGGAGACUUCCGUGAUCACCUCGUGGAUCUUACAGACGGUGGGACCAGAUCAGGAGAUUCAAGCACUGAUAAACAACCACAACGGAAGAAUACUCCUGGUCGCAUGAGACUUGAAAAGUGGCUUCAUUCGUCCAUGAAAAUCGAGAUGACUGAUGGUCGAACCCUUGUUGGAUCCUUCGUGUGUACUGAUCGGGAUAAUAAUAUAAUUCUUGGGUCUUGUACAGAGCAUCUUAGACCGGAUGAGAAGGUAAGGGAGUGUUGGAGCAGUCACAGCCUCCCUGUGUCUGUCAACCAGGCCCACCUGGGAUGCUACUGGCACACAGGUCCUGCCGAUGCUACCCGCUUCAGGAGUCAUGCAGCCAGUCAGAUGUGUUUACAAUUUGAGGAUGGACGAGAGGAGGAGCCAAGAGUUUUGGGGUUAGCGAUGAUUCCCGGGAGACACAUUGUUUCAAUCUGCAUCGACGAAGCUUCUCAACCCCCCCAACCCCCUACAAGCCUGUAUACAUAACUGGUGUUUCAUAGACAGCAGCUGGUGUUAUAUACCAGUCGUAAACUGCUCUUUUCAUAAUUGUAGAGCAAAUUUACCUGUAGCAAGUUUUUGAUGCUUUGUAAAGGGAAAAUAAUAUGCUGACUGAGAUAAUAAAUAAAUGUUCAUGCACUGUAUACCUGUAAUAGAUAACUAGCUCAAGUAUAAAAUGUAUGUUCAGUAUUGUUCGGCAAGUUCACCAAAUUGAGAUAUAUUUUGUUAGUACCGUAUUUGUAUUUCCACUGUCAAACUUUACUUAAAAUUUUAGUGUAUAAAAAUACAUAAAAGCUUUUCACAUCUA